Messenger RNA from Glossina fuscipes, 2976 nucleotides. It is a transcript of the gene rt, whose product is annotated as protein O-mannosyltransferase 1. Gene Ontology annotation, biological process: protein O-linked glycosylation via mannose. Gene Ontology annotation, cellular component: endoplasmic reticulum; membrane. NCBI's taxonomy places the organism in Eukaryota, Metazoa, Arthropoda, Insecta, Diptera, Glossinidae. The record is from RefSeq and is a predicted model, not a curated record. Gene Ontology annotation, molecular function: dolichyl-phosphate-mannose-protein mannosyltransferase activity. Bases 92 to 2881 code for a protein of 929 amino acids. The transcript is spliced from 4 exons.
UAAAAGACAAAUAAAGAAGUAAAGAGUUUUUAAGAGUAAUAUACCAAAGGAAUAUAUUUUGUUCAUUGUCCUAAAUGAAUAUAUCGCAAAUAUGUCAUCAAGUCAGCAUAAUCUCGUGCAGAGACGUAAAGUUACAAAACUCAAAGCAAUAAAAAAUUGUAAUUUACCGAACGAGACGGCAAUAACAACAACAACAACAACAACGACUGCAAUGAUUGCUGUUAACAGGUCGACAACGGAUUACAAAAACGAAAGACUUCAACGCUGUCAAGAAGGCAACAAACUUGAACAUCUUGUUGAUACAUCACGAAAAACGGCAUUCGCAUCUGCGUCGGCGUCGUCAAAAGCUUAUAGCACUUUGGCUACUGUGGCCGCGGCUGCUUUAUGCAAUGGCAAUAUUACCGCAUUCGUUAACUGUUGUCGUGAUGUGAAUUGUCGCCUUGAGACGACGGUAUGCGGAUGUCAAUCUUUUUAUGACAUUCAAAGAGAUUCUUGUGCCAAAGAAAGCUCCACAUUAUUAUGCACUAGUAAUUGCUCAUCUUCAUGUCUAGCGGAUUAUCAAAAUCAAGCGCAGCAGCAGCAGCAGCAGCAGCAACAACAACAACAACAACAUCCAGGAUUAGAAGAUGAAGAUUAUCAAGCGCCGACGGAGAGCGGAACGCGUUCUACGUCGAUUCGAGGCUCUGAAAAUAGUACAACUUUCUCUCAACAGCAGCGAGAGAAAUUUGUUGUACAACUACAAUUGGAUUUGUUCAGUUGGGCCCUUUUUCUAACAGCUUUCUGUACGCGUUUUUAUCGCUUAAACAUGCCGCGCGAUGUUGUCUUCGAUGAGCUGCAUUACGGUAAAUUUAUUUCGCAUUAUGUGCGGCAUAUUUUCUUCUUCGAUCAGCAUCCACCGUUAGGUAAGCAAUUGAUAGCCGCUUUCGUUAGCGGCAUUGAUUAUAACGGUAAUUUCACUUCUACACGCAUUGGCUCGCAUUAUUCGCAAAAUGUUCCCAUAUUUUGGUUGCGCUUUAUUCCCGCUUUAUUCGGCAGUCUUCUGCCCACCGCAGUCUAUCAUUUACUGCAUGAAUCGGGCAUUUCGCGGUGGUGCUCCCUUUUAGGCGGCCUCCUCAUCAUAUUCGACAAUGCCCUGUUAACACAAUCGCGUUUCAUUUUAAUGGAAUCCAUGCUAUUGUUUUUCGGUGUGCUGGGCUUGUGUAUGCUGCUUAAAUUUCAAAAAACAAAUAUCUCAAAGCCCGUCUGGAUAUUUUAUGGUAUCGCUGCCGCUUCUUUGCUAACCUGUGCUGUAUGCGUAAAGUAUGUAGGUUUUCUAACGUAUUGCUUAGCGGGUUAUUUGAUAGUCAAGCAUCUUUGGGAUCUUCUAUAUGAUGCAACAAUAUCGAAUCUCCAGAUUUGCCUACAAACGGUUUUGCAGUUUAUUAUUUUUACCGUACUUCCAUUGUGUUUGUAUUUGCUUGUAUUUUAUAUUCAUUUGCAAACCCUUUAUCGAGCCGGUCCACACGAUAGCGUUAUGACGAGCGCUUUUCAAGCAUCGUUAGAGGGUGGUUUGGCUUCGAUUACGAAAGGGCAACCGCUGAAAAUAGCUCAUGGCUCUCAAAUAACAUUACGUCAUACAUAUGGACGUACAUGCUGGUUGCACUCGCAUCCCCAUGUUUAUCCCGUUCGGUAUAUUGAUAAGCGUGGUUCGUCGCAUCAACAGCAAGUGACAUGUUACUCUUUUAAAGAUGUCAACAAUUGGUGGAUAGUUAAGAGACCAGAGCGGGACGAUUUAGUUGUAGAAAAUGAACCCGACAUUAUACGUCAUGGGGACAUAAUACAAUUGGUGCACGGUAUAACAAGUAGAGCUUUAAAUUCGCAUGACGUGGCCGCCCCGAUGACGCCACAAUGUCAAGAGGUCUCCUGUUAUAUCGAUUACGACGUCAAUAUGAAAGGCGAACUGUUGUGGCGAGUAGAGAUAUUAAAUAAAGAAUCGGAGGGAUCAAUCUGGCAUGCCAUCAAAUCAGAAGUGCGUUUAAUUCACGUAUCCACUGGUGCAGCAUUACGUUUUACGGGACGUCAAUUACCGGAAUGGGGUUUUAAUCAACACGAAGUCGCUGGCGAUCGUGUAAAAGACAAUAAAGAUGCUAUUUGGAAUGUAGAGGAGCAUCGUUAUACCAAAGAUCAAGAUGAACACGAACGUGAACAGCAGCUGCUUAAAGCUGAGAUGCUGCCAACUAAACCUACAAAGCUGACAUUUUUUCAGAAAUUCUUGGAAUUGCAAGCGAAAAUGUUUUGGCACGGCCCUCAAAUACAAAGCCAUAUGUAUAGUUCGGAACCAUUGGAAUGGCCUUUGCUUACUAAGGGCAUCGCUUAUUGGCUUGAUACAAAAUCCAAUGGUCAAAUUCAUUUACUGGGCAACGUGUUAAUUUGGUAUACCGGUUCAAUUGCGGUAUUAAUCUAUGCGGCACUGGCCUUAUUUUAUGUUUUAAGAAAACAACGUCUAUGCUACGAUAUCGAUUUUCAGGAAUGGCAACGUUUCGUAACAAUCGGUCAUAUUUAUUUUGUUGGCUACUUAAUGCAUUAUUUGCCAUUUUUCUUUGUAGAGCGCACAUUAUUCUUGCAUCAUUACUUGCCGGCGUUUCUAUUUAAACUAUUAUUGCUAUGCUAUAUUGUAGAGCAUAUCGAUUAUUUAUUUAGGCGAUAUUGUGGACAAUUGCGUUGGAUGGUGCAUUUGUAUCGUCUAUUAAUUUUGUUAUGGCUAAUCGCUGUUGUCGCUAUUUAUAUACGUUUCUUGCCCAUUAGUUAUGGUUUAAAAAAAUUAACUGCCGAUGAAGUUAGUAAGUUGCGAUGGAAAGAUACUUGGGAUUUUGUAUUGCAACGUGAUGCACUUUUAAACUGACUUAUAUAACACAUUUUGUAAAUAUGUAUACAAAGAUAUUGCAUUGUGUUUCGAUUUAAAAUUGAAAUUUAAUUUACUUAACAUAUUUUAGUUUA